UGCCUCAAGUAUGGUAUUUGUAGAAGCUGUAUAGUAUCCCCUCUAGAGAGUUAGAGAGAGAGUGAGUGAGUGAGAGAGAGAGAAACUAAAAGUGAGUGAGUGAGAGAGAGAGAGUGAGAGAGAAGAAGAAAGGAACAACCUUUGAGAGUGUUUGGAUCUUGAUCUUGAGUUUCUGAUCUGGGUUUCUGGAUGUUUUGAACGAUCUUUUUUCUUGAUUUGGCAAACCGGGAUGGUGAACCGGAAUGGUGGAUCGGGUUUAUUACAGCAGCUCUCGAGUCUGUUCAUCCAGCAACUUCGUGGUCGUUCUUCAGUUGUAGUCUCUGUUCUUGAUGAUGUGAACUCGUUGGUCGUCAUUGUCAUCUAGAUGAGAUUUUUGUUGUUUUGCAUACAAAGAUUUUAGGAAUCCGAUGAUUUUUUUAUGGUAGAUUGAUUUGAGAUAAAAGUUUUUAGAUUAGUUCGACAAUUCUUUCAUUCUUUCUUGAAUAUAUAGAUUGGUUUGUUCUUUUUAGGGGCAGGGGAUUCAAUUCAAUUCAUUCUUCAUAUUUGCAUAUUAAGUCGCACAAAAAAAAAUUUCAUUUCUUCAUAUAGGAUUCACUUUGAUUUCAUUAAAAACCAAGAAAAAAAAGGAUUUUGAUUUUGAAUCUUUGUUCAUCGGAUUCCAUUUUUUUAGAAAACAUCAAUUGUUGUUUGUGCAAGGACACACAUUCACACACACUUAGACCAUCUUUGGGUUGGGUAGAUUUUGUUAGAGGAUGUUGGCAGGUUGUUCAAGUUCAUCAUUGUUGUCACCGACACGAAGAUUGAGGAGUGAAGCAGCAGUAGCAGCAACAUCAGCAACAGUAUCAGCACAUUUUCCCAUGAACACACAGAGAUUGGACUUACCAUGCAGUAGUAGCUUCACUCGCAAGGAAACUCCUUCUAACCGACCACUUGGAAGAAGCAUCUCACUUGACAACAGCAACAACAACAACAGCAGCAAACCCAUCGAGCGCAAGACGAGUGGUUGUUCCCUUAAGCAGAACAUAAAGCUUCCACCUUUGGCGACUACAAGAGGAAAUGGAGAAGGGUUUUCUUGGAACAACGACAGCAACAUCAACAACAACAGAGGGAAGAAGAGCUUGAAGAGAUUGGCGGAGGAAGACGAGUCUUGUUUAAGCAGAGCGAAGAAGACGAAAUGCGAAAACGAAGGUGGUGAUGAUGAUGAGGAAAAGCUUUGCUUUGUGCCUAGUGAAGUGAUUUCUCAGCCUUUACCAAACUGGGUUGAUUCGGUGAUCACUGAGUUAGCUGGUAUAGGCGAUAAAGACGUUGAGAGUAGCCGUCCUGCAGCAGUCAAGGAAGCUUCUGGAUCAUCCACAAGUGCAUCAUCAGAGAGUCAUAGCUUAAGCCAUAGAGUACCAGAGCCAACGAAUGGUUCAAGGAAUCCAUACUCACACCGAGGCGCAGCAGAAGAAAGGACCAGCGGAACCAUCAACAUCAACAACAACAAUCACAGGAACGAUCUGCAGAGAGAUUUCGAGCUUGUUAAUCUGAUUACAGGAUGUUUAGAAGCGAUCAGAUCGAGGAACAUAGCGGCUAUUAACCAUUUCAUUGCGAGAAUCGGCGAUCUUUCUUCUCCUAGAGGAAGAACACCAAUGACACGCCUCAUAGCCUACUACAUUGAAGCUUUGGCACUAAGAGUAGCUCGUAUGUGGCCUCACAUCUUCCACAUCGCACCGCCUCGUGAAUUCGACAGAACAGUGGAGGAUGAAUCAGGAAAUGCAUUGAGGUUCUUGAAUCAAGUAACCCCAAUUCCAAAGUUCAUUCAUUUCACAGCCAACGAGAUGCUACUCAGAGCAUUUGAAGGCAAAGAGAGAGUUCACAUUAUAGAUUUCGACAUCAAGCAAGGUUUACAAUGGCCUAGCUUCUUCCAAAGCUUAGCUUCAAGAACAAAUCCACCACACCAUGUUAGGAUCACUGGAAUAGGAGAAUCGAAACUCGAGCUAAACGAAACAGGAGAUCGUCUCCACGGAUUUGCAGAGGCAAUGAAUCUUCAAUUCGAGUUUCAUCCUGUAGUUGAUAGACUUGAAGACGUUAGACUAUGGAUGCUUCACGUCAAGGAAGGUGAAUCAGUAGCUGUAAACUGUGUUAUGCAGAUGCACAAGACGCUCUACGAUGGAACUGGAGCAGCAAUUAGAGACUUUUUGGGUUUAAUCAGAAGCACUAACCCAGUUGCCCUAGUUCUUGCUGAACAAGAAGCAGAACACAACUCAGAGCAACUCGAGACACGAGUUUGUAACUCUUUGAAGUACUAUUCGGCGAUGUUCGAUGCUAUUCACACGAAUCUCGCUACGGAUAGCUUAAUCAGAGUCAAAAUCGAGGAGAUGUUGUUUGGGAGAGAGAUCAGGAACAUUGUUGCGUGUGAAGGAAGUCAUAGGCAAGAGAGGCAUGUAGGUUUUCGCCACUGGAGGAGGAUGCUGGAGCAGUUAGGGUUUCGGAGUCUUGGAGUCUCGGAGAGAGAGGUUUUGCAGAGCAAGAUGUUGCUUAGGAUGUACGGAUCUGGCAAUGAGGGGUUUUUCAACGUGGAGAGGAGGGAUGAAGACGGCGGAGCUGAAGGCGGACGCGGCGGUGGAGUCACGUUAAGGUGGUCGGAGCAGCCACUUUAUACAAUCUCGGCUUGGACUAUCGGAAGGAGUUAGAAGGGUUUUAAGGAAACAAAACUAAAUUUUAAAAAUAUACAUUUUAGGGUUUUAAAGAGUUUAGAAAAAGGGAAAAAAUAUUGAUUUUAUUCUUUCAUUCAUUUCUUGGGGUUGGGUAGGUAUUUUUUAUUAUAAAAUAUGUGUAAGGAUUAGUAUUUUGUAUUAGUUUGAAAUCUUUUACAUGUAAACUGAAAGGCUUUUUAAUGUUCUUUGAAUCAAAUAAUAAAAAGUGAAGUAUUUUUCUUAUA
Messenger RNA from Capsella rubella, 2923 nucleotides. RefSeq names its product scarecrow-like protein 28. Gene Ontology annotation, biological process: regulation of DNA-templated transcription. NCBI's taxonomy places the organism in Eukaryota, Viridiplantae, Streptophyta, Magnoliopsida, Brassicales, Brassicaceae. The transcript has 2 exons. Bases 753 to 2675 code for a protein of 640 amino acids. Gene Ontology annotation, molecular function: sequence-specific DNA binding; DNA-binding transcription factor activity. Gene Ontology annotation, cellular component: nucleus. The record is from RefSeq and is a predicted model, not a curated record.